This is a messenger RNA of Emericellopsis atlantica, 1164 nucleotides long. RefSeq lists its product as uncharacterized. Lineage: Eukaryota; Fungi; Ascomycota; Sordariomycetes; Hypocreales; Bionectriaceae. The record is from RefSeq and is a predicted model, not a curated record. Bases 334 to 1116 code for a protein of 260 amino acids. The transcript has a single exon.
UGGGCGGCAAAAGUCCAUCGCACAACUCAUUGAUUACCUUGGAAUGGCAGACAGACAUGAGACGGACCGCGAGUGCUAUCGCGGUGGCAGCCCUUUCGGAGAUGCAUUGUGCGACAUGCUGGCUUGGGGCGCUCAGCAAAAGGAGCCUUUCAUCCGUCCGUCUCCUUUGAAGCCUCGAGUCCUGUUCCAUCUGGCGUACAAGGCUGUCGCUCUUCCGAGACGGGAACAACCACCGCCGUGUUACCACGCGCAUGCGCGAACUGGCGCGGGCUGGCCCAUUUCAUCCAGUCCCUCGAACCGUGCAUCACAAGGAGGCCAGCACAGGUCCAUGUAAUGGCGGAACAAGGUCAAGGACAGUCGUUUCGAGGGCUCCCAUGCUCGGUCGGAUAUUGCUGGAAAAUGAUGCCAGCGAAAGCCCGGGUGGCACAAGCGGCGCAGACAUGGCAUGGCGGUGCAGGUGGAUUGCUGAGCGUCGCGUUCCAAGGUUCAUCUUACUGCUCGCGGAUCGACAUGAAGCGUCGCCAUCAACUCUGUGACUCAACGACAUGGAGUCACGAGGUCCAAGACCCGACCUCUGCCUUCAGACAUCCUGUCGCGCGAGCACAAGGCUCAGCUGCGGUAAGGCUCGGUGUUCCCAGGGCUGGAUGGAACCAGGGCGAGGCUAGAGAGCCCCGAAUCGCGUUUCGACGAUGCCGCCAGCCGCAUCUUGUGCGAGGUGCUAUACUUGGUGCCUGGCUUGGAUGGAAGUGGCCAGUAUACUCGCAGAGACUUGACUGGAGUUCCCAAAGGUCUGGGUAUAUGAUACGUUACAGCAGGGCGCGCGCCGCAAGACACGUGGCUGAGCGGCUCCCACUCCAAGGCAGAUGCAGCCAUUGCCUCACAUCGUGCCAUCGUCAUGAUCAGAUGGGCGAGCUGAACCUCAUGAAACUGUUAAUUUCCGGUAUUCAACAUGCUGUGAACGACGAGCAGCGCGCCACUCUCGUCUCAUAUUCUCGUCGUCGCGUCAUGUGCUCAGACACUGCCUUGUCGCCUACGACGACGAUCAGUCGCUUCUGUGAAAGGACUGGACAGCCAUCUGGCGGUCAGAGAACGGCUGAGACAGACACACGUGUUUGACCAGCAAUCUGCCUACCCGAGGGAGGUGUAGUCGUCAGCGCAAGGCAU